Molecule: messenger RNA, 552 nt
Organism: Saccharomyces eubayanus
Lineage: Eukaryota; Fungi; Ascomycota; Saccharomycetes; Saccharomycetales; Saccharomycetaceae
Gene: SRN2
Product: ESCRT-I subunit protein SRN2
Exons: 1
Coding region: 1-552 (183 amino acids)
Source: RefSeq, a predicted model, not a curated record
AUGAACAUGCAUCCAUCGCCAAAUGUACCGGAGAGAACACAAAAACAGAUUAAGAACAUCCCCUUACCUGAAGGGAUUCACCUUUUAUCAUCAAAGGAAAUAAUAGAUCUAAUUCAAAUUCAUAAACAUCAAUUGGAGUUGUAUGUGACGAAGUUCAACCCUUUAACCGAAUUCGGUGAGAAAAUAAAUGCGUUAAAGGAUGAGUUUAAACAACUGGAAAAGAGUUUUGAAGAUCUACAUGGCCAAAGAGAUAAGGUUCAGGCUCUUCUAGAGAACUGCAGAAUCGUAGAAUCCAAAUAUGUGGCUAGUUGGCAGGACUAUCAUUCCGAGUUUGAAGAAAAAUAUGGCGAGAUGGCAAUGAGAAGGAAACUAGAGCAAAGUACGAAAAAUCUUGACGAAGAAAGUUCGCAAUUAGAAGCUUCCAUGAGAAUCAUCGAGUCACCAGAUGGGCUGGAUCAAUUCAUCAAGGAUUAUUUAAAUAUACGAACACAGUAUCAUUUGAGGAGAGAAAAACUCGCAACUUGGGAAAGCCAAGGUGAAUUGAGAUACUAG